AAUAUUGAGUGAAGAGGUUUGGCAGAUCAAAGUAACGAAAGAGAGAGGCGUUCAAAUCUUGUGCCCUCUGCAAUCUCUCUUCUCUCUCCUCCCUCUCCAUUUAUUUGUCUCUCUCUAAAUGAUGCUGCGUGCAUAUAGUUUUCCAUAUAUAAAGAAGACAAGAGAAGAGAGAUAGAGAGAGGCAGAAGAGGAAGAGAGAAAGAGAGAGGAGAGGGUAAUCUUUUCCCCAAAGGAAAGAUCUCUUCCUCAAUCUAGUCUCAUCUCUCGGAAGCUGCCCCGAGCUUCCAAGAUGAACGAUCUUUGGGAUUCUCUUUCGCUCCCUCGGGGUCUGUCAAGGAGACAGGACGACAUUGAAAAAGGACCUCAGAGAUCGGGAGAAUUAGGGUUGAAAUUCUUCUUUGAAAAGGUUAAAGAGAUCGAUGAGCCAUAUGAAAAACUCUCUACACUGCUGAAAAAUCUUCAGGAUGCUCAUGAAGAGUCGAAGGUUGUUACAAGGGCUUCGGAUAUGAAAGCAAUCAAGCAUCGAAUGGCGAAGGAUGUUGAUGAAGUUGGAAGAACUGCCCGUUUUAUUAAAUCAAAAAUCGAGGAGCUUGACAGAGAUAACUUGGCCAUUAGAAAAAAGCCUGGAUGUGGACAAGGAUCAGGAGUAGACAGAACAAGAACAGUGACAACAGUGGCUUUGAAGAAGAAGUUCAAAGAUAGGAUGCUUGAAUUUCAGAUUUUGAAGGAGAAUAUACACCAAGAGCAUCGCGAAGUUGUUGAGAGACGAAUAUUCACAGUCACGGGUACAAGACCUAGCAAUGAGAUAAUUGAUAAAUUAAUAGAGACCGGGGACAGUGAGCAGAUCUUUCAAAAAGCAAUCUGUGAACAAGGCCGAGGCCAGAUAGUGGACACUCUAGCAGAAAUUCAAGAACGGCAGGAUGCCGUUAGAGAUAUAGAAAAAAAGCUUAUGGAUUUGCAUCAGAUAUUCUUGGAUAUGGCAGUACUUGUGGAUGCUCAAGGGGACAUGCUUAACAACAUAGAAUCACAGGUUCAUUGCGCUGUAGACCACGUGCAGUCAGGAAAUACAGCCCUGCAGAGGGCGAAGAGUUUGAAGAAGAGCUCUAGAAAAUGGACGUGCAUUGCAAUCUUGAUUUUUUUGAUGGUGGUGGCGAUCAUCCUCAUUAGCGUGCUGAAGCCCUUUCGUAUCAAGAACGGUGCAUAGCAGCUCUAGGCUAGAGUGAUUACACAGUGUAGGAAGGCAAAGCAGUUUUUGUAGUCUGCACAAUGCUUCUGCCUUAGCUUCUUCUAACAUUCUUUCCAUCAUUUUUCUUUUUCUUCGUGCAUUUUAGUCUGCACGACGUCUUGUAAUCUACCAUAUCAGAAUACUCUUAGUUGUUAGGUCUUGUAAGCUAACCAAGUUAUUUAUAAGACUCAGAAAAAGAAAAAAUCAUAUCAAUUUCUUUUUAA
Molecule: messenger RNA, 1449 nt
Organism: Salvia miltiorrhiza (redroot sage)
Lineage: Eukaryota; Viridiplantae; Streptophyta; Magnoliopsida; Lamiales; Lamiaceae
Product: syntaxin-132-like
Exons: 13
Coding region: 290-1204 (304 amino acids)
Biological process (GO): vesicle fusion; intracellular protein transport; exocytosis
Cellular component (GO): plasma membrane; SNARE complex; endomembrane system
Molecular function (GO): SNAP receptor activity; SNARE binding
Source: RefSeq, a predicted model, not a curated record